GUGAGGGCAGUGGCUUUAAAACACUGAUAUGGCAACAAAAAUCAUCUACUUUACUGUGAAUGGGAGACCAGAGCAGGCAGAGUUUCCUGUUGAUUGCCCUGCCCAGGAUGUCAAAGAUCUGUUCUGCUCUGCAGCUGAGGCAGGACCCCAUGACAUUCUGAAGCUGUACAACCCUAAGGGCAACAUCAUCAACAUCUCCCCGCGCCUGGAGCCCAACAGUCCUAACUCCUGUUAUAAGCUAGAGGUGGUGGCUGCUGACUGCAACAGUGAGCCAUUAGGUGUGGAGCUUGCUGUGGCACUAGGAUUUGAUCUCUCCUCCAUGGAGAAAAGACUGCAGGGCUUGGAGAAGAAGAUCCUGAUUGAGGCUGGUGAGACUCCUGCAGUCGUGUAUGAGAUGAAGAGACAGGUGGAGUCAUUCCGGGAGAAACUUGAGAGUGUUGAACAUCUCAGCUGGCUGGGCCUAUUCAAAGAGCUAUCUGAGGGAACACAGAAGCCCUCUCCUUUCUACCACAAGAGAUCGCUGCGCAAGACCAGAGAGGAAUGUGAACAUGUACGGGAAAAGUUCCUGCAGAUGAGUUCCCUGGAGGUAUCAGAGGAAGUCAGACAGUACCUCAAGACCCCAACUUUUGACAACUGGCAGUGGGAGGAUGCAGAGAUCAUGGUUCUACUGCAGGUCAUGUACACAGACCUGGACUUCAUCGCCACCUUUAACAUUGAGCCUGAGGUGCUGCACCAGUUCCUGUAUGAGGUGUACAAACGCUACAACAACAUCCCCUUCCACAACUUCAAACACUGCUUCUGUGUCACCCAGAUGAUGUACGGGCUGAUCUGGCUGACGGACCUGAAAAGUAAGAUUGACAGCAUUGACCUGCUCACCAUGCUGACCUCUGCAGUCUGUCACGACCUUGACCACACGGGAUACAACAACGCUUACCAGAUAAAUGCUCGUACUGAACUGGCCCUGCGCUACAAUGACAUCUCCCCCCUUGAGAACCACCACUGUGCUGUGGCUUUUGAGAUCCUGGAGAAGAAUGAAAACAACAUUUUCAGAAAUCUGACAACUGAACAGUAUAAACGGAUAAGAGAGGGCAUAAUCAAAUGCAUCCUGGCCACUGACAUGACGAGACAUAACGAGAUCCUGAACAAGUUCAAGUCCAUCCUGCCUGUCUUCGACUUCAGCAACAAGGACCACAGAGACGUGCUGAUGAUGAUCAUGAUCAAAGUGAGUGACAUCUCCAACGAAGCACGUCCUAUGGACGUGGCUGAGCCCUGGUUGGACUGCCUCCUGCAGGAGUUCUACAACCAGAGUGACAUGGAGAAGCUGGAGGGUCUUCCUGUCACCCCGUUCAUGGACAGGGACAAGGUGACCAAGCCGUCCUCUCAGACAGGCUUCAUCGGCUUUGUCCUCUUACCCCUCUUCAUUGAGCUGGCUAACCUUUUCCCCUGCCUGGAGCAGCACAUCAUAGACCCGGUGCGUAAGGCCCUGGACUACUACACAGAGAUGGAGAAAGCCUUAGAGAGAGAGAAACUGAUCCGAGCACAGAGCGACAAGGCAGCCGCAGCCAAGAACAAGGAUACUACACCUCAGAACCCUCAAAAAACAGCAGAUAGUCUGUCAGAGGCUGGGAAUGCCUUGAAUCCAGCCACACUGUGAUGGCCUGCUAAUAGGCUAGUCUACAGAAUAACCAGGAGUAACCAACCAAACAAUGGAAAAGACAUUGCUGUAACAUUACUGACUGUGUCACAAAUAGGGCUUUGUGUUGUGUGAAUUGAAGCACUUAUAUGGUUCCUUUGGUCUUUGUAGAAACAAGGUAUUCACUAUGUCGUAUUACAAGAGUUGUCUGCUGUGUUUUGCUAAAUAAAUGUUUUUCACUGCAUGUAUUCAGUUUUUCAAAAAUAUUUGUAUAUGAAUAAUGGUUAAAUACACAAUAUCACAUUCAAGACAUACGAAGAAUCAGUGUUCAGUUAUGUUUUUUUAUUAGUGGUAUGCUUAAACGAAAGACCAGAGGUGCUAUUGUCUAACUGAAAAAUGGGGAUAAAGCUGAGUGGAUUUGUCUUCACUGAAAAUCUGGACUAUGGUUGCCAUCUAGUGGAUAUGGAUGUUUUUCAUAUUGAUAAUGUAUAAAAAGGUCAGAAAUAACAGAGAUAUUAUAUGAAAUAUGUUUUUGCUUCUAUUGUACUUUUAGAUUUUUAGGUGUUCUACU
Molecule: messenger RNA, 2204 nt
Organism: Coregonus clupeaformis (lake whitefish)
Lineage: Eukaryota; Metazoa; Chordata; Actinopteri; Salmoniformes; Salmonidae
Product: high affinity cGMP-specific 3',5'-cyclic phosphodiesterase 9A
Exons: 14
Coding region: 29-1654 (541 amino acids)
Biological process (GO): cGMP catabolic process
Molecular function (GO): 3',5'-cyclic-GMP phosphodiesterase activity
Source: RefSeq, a predicted model, not a curated record